GAGCAUGCUGAACCGGGCUGGAGUUGCGAGGGAAUUUGCGGGGGAAGAAUGGGUCGGCGAAAUCGUGAGCAACACCGAACCGCCAUAAUAUUAAUAUAUACUCUCCAAAACCCUACAGUCAAAUCUUAAACCUUCAAUAUUUGGGUGAUAUCUAAAAAAAAAUUAUAUUACCAAAUAUCAUUACUCGAAGGUCUGAAACCUCAGAGAUGGGAAUUAUCAGAAGCGGUUUCUCGUUCAUCCUAGGAUCCGUUUUUGGCAUCUACGUUGCUCAAAACUACGAAGUUCCGAACAUUAGAAAGCUAGCGAACACCGGCCUCUUAAUAGCCAAGCACAUCGAGGAAACUUAUAGAAAGCCGAAGAAGCGGGACGAGGAUGAAUGAUUUGAUUUUGACAUUAGAUUCCAGGUUUAUUGAUAUUACUGUUUUAGGGAUUUUGGUGAUCGUUAUAGGCUCAGUUAUUCAAGUUUUCUUGGGCGUUUAUUGGUUUUUAUUUGAUCUCUCUGUACUUGGGCCGUUGGAAUUCAAUGUAAUUCAAGAAAACAGAAAUUUUCGUGGGAAUCGGAGAUGUAGAAGCAUUUGCUUCUCCUGUAUCAAUAUUCAAUUUAUGACCAAAUUCACUUUAGACAUUUAGUUUUGUUUCCAAGAGAUUGGAAAAGCUGAGAAAAUGUAUUCAAUUUUUUCUUUUUAACGGGCAAUGUGGAAUUUUCAAAGGCUUUUAUGC
Molecule: messenger RNA, 720 nt
Organism: Manihot esculenta (cassava)
Lineage: Eukaryota; Viridiplantae; Streptophyta; Magnoliopsida; Malpighiales; Euphorbiaceae
Exons: 1
Coding region: 207-380 (57 amino acids)
Source: RefSeq, a predicted model, not a curated record